Molecule: messenger RNA, 6587 nt
Organism: Mya arenaria
Lineage: Eukaryota; Metazoa; Mollusca; Bivalvia; Myida; Myidae
Product: inactive ubiquitin carboxyl-terminal hydrolase MINDY-4B-like
Exons: 17
Coding region: 161-1792 (543 amino acids)
Biological process (GO): protein K48-linked deubiquitination
Molecular function (GO): cysteine-type deubiquitinase activity; K48-linked deubiquitinase activity
Source: RefSeq, a predicted model, not a curated record
CUCAAUGUCACAUAGGCGAUUGCCGAAUUUUGUCCUAGAAUGCAAAAUGACAAAUAUAAAAAUGAAUAACACUAGUUUAACAGUGUUGACAUAAUUUUUCUCCAAGACCAUCAGGUUCUGUGAAGCCAGUUUGUGUCAGCCUGAUAGGACAGUCAGCACAAUGUCUGAGACUGAAAGUGCUGCAGGGGGGCAGCAGCCAGCCACUGACAGGGACAACCUGGAUCGACUGUUGAGGAUCUUCAACGGAGGAACAGGUGUAAGCAUGGGGGACAAGUUAGUGCGAGCUAUUGAAGCACAAGCUGUUUAUGACAGUACACAGGAAACUCAAUAUGAAUGUGAGCUAGCAGAUAUCAUUUUAGCUGCUUUUAAAGGAUGCAGAUUUAGAAGUCUGCCAGAAACUAAAAUAAGAUUGGAGGAAGCCAAGCGUAAAGUAACAAUCAACGACCCGACCCCCCCACCGACCACACGGUUACCACAGAGGGUGAAGACGUUCUAUAUGGAUCCCACGAUGGACAUGAGCAGUCGUAGAGAAGAAAAACCAAGUUGGAAUCAUUACACAAUAAUCAUCCCGAACCUAACGACCAAGUCAGCUCGAGCUCGCUCUAUGAUUGGAGGAACCCCCAUCACCAAGGAAACAGCAAUUGCGCUGCGUAAGAUCACUGUUGGCAGUACAGUACACAGUUUUAGCCGAGACUGGCGUAAGGCAGCACUAGUCUUCCAAGAUGAGUCCACCAAAUAUCCGUGGGGAUUACAGACACAUAGGAAUGGUGCGCGGGCGUUCAUCCUAUGUUUUCAAGCCUACCUCAUGAAACACCUUCUGUUUGGGAAAAAUUACAUCUCUAGUUUUGCUACCAGAAAUGCAUUAAAACCAUCUGACUUUGAACGUCGGAAGGCAUUGAGCAGUGCCAUCUGUGAGAUUCUUUGGCAGGCCGGGAGCCAGACUAGAUGUUGUCUCUGUCUGCAGCAGGAUACAGCAUUUUUUGAUACAGACUAUACUUACAGACUGGAUGGUGUAACAGAGAAGAUAAACUUGUAUGAUUUCAAGAAAUAUUCAGACUUGGAGAUGUUUGUGAAAAGGCACCUUAGCCAUUUUGAGCACGAGAAUUCCAACGGCUGUAUCCUGCUGCUCUACAGUGUUAUUCUCUCCAGAACGAUACCAAAGAUAUUUGAGGACCUGGGGGUGGUGGAGCACCAGGACCGCUUCAAGUUUCUCUCAGACAACGAGGAGUGCCUGCCUGGCCUCAUGAACCUGGUGAUAACUGGAAGGGCCACACAGUUCUACCAUAAUGGCAACAUCAUAUAUGACAGGGAUGGGAACCUUUUGCCGCAGCCAUUAAAGGGUAUGAGGGAAAGAAGUAAUGUUGGUUUGCUGUUCUGGGACAAAAAAGAAGAUGAUGACGAAAGGACCGAGAUUGGGAGUAUGCUGAAAACGCCCAAGAGUCCAAUAUGGUUGACUCUAUUGAACGGCCAGUGGGGACUACUUUUUAGCAACAACCUAGAUCUUGUUUCUGAUUGGAGGGUGGAACAUCACUUUGAUCUGUACUACUACACCGGCCUUAUACAAAAUACCUACGCUAUAAUAACAAUAGAAACAUUGCGGGUAGCCAAGACUGAGACCCCCCGUAACCCGGAGGAAAACUGGGGACAUACGCGGUUCACACGCAGGUUUCGUGUGAAGACAGCCGUGGCUCGCAAGCGAGAGCAGGAGAAAAUCCCGCCCCUGGAGCAGGCCAUCCUCUCAAAGUGGUAUGGGGCCAAUGUUGAUUGGAACGGCAUUUAUCCAUUUGUGUGAAAACCAUCAAAUUAUUUUUCUCAUCCAAUCACGUACAUGACAAUCAGUCAGCCAAUCAGGGAUGUGCUGUUAAAAAAUACCAACCAAUAAGUGACGUUCAUGCAAGACUUCACAGCCUAUCUUAUUGGCUUUCAACAAAGUGAUAACGGUGGUCACAACAAACAUGAUUAAGGAACUACAGCAUGUAGUAUAUAGUCGUCAACAAGUCUUGAAGUUUUGUAGAAUAUUUAACAAAAAUUCCUAACAUCUACACUUGAUGUUGGAACAAUAACGAGUGUGCUUGCUAUUAAUACAGCUGUUUGAAGAUGAUAUGUUUUGUAAUAAUGAUUGUCAGCAUUUUAGGAUAGCUUGAUUAUUUUUAAUAGCAUCUAACCCAUAUUAACACUCAUUGAUACAAGAUUUUUUCUUUACGCCAAAUGUUAACUCAUAACCAUAAGAUAUAAAAAUUACGUUUUAUGCAUUUUAAAAAAAAACAACUUUAAUUGAUAAAGCAGCACUUUAUAUCAGCACAUUUCAACACCAGGUUAAAAUUUGUUAUUUUUCAUUGUUACUUCUUUGAAAGUUAUAAUGGUGAACCAUCAAACAUUUUACUAAUAUGAAUAUUUUUUUAGGCUGAUCAUUUUUUUUCUCUAUCAAUUUAUAUAAUCAUAACAGAUAGAUGAAUUUCUGGUUUUAAUAAAAAAAAAUACACAGUCACCUUGCUUAAGGUGAUGUGCCAUAUCAUUACUGUCAAAUGUUAAAGCUGCACUCUCACAGAUUGAACAUUUUGACAACUUUUUUUAUUUUUUGCCUUGGAACGAGCCAAUUUUUGCGAAAACCAUGGAAAACAGAGGUAUAAGACUGCUGACAAAAAAAAUAGGUCUCAGAUUUUUAUAUUUUAAGUUCAAAAGAUCAUGUUUUAUGUAUUUUUCUUAAACCGUUAGUAAUGGUUUAAAACAUAAAACAUUAAUUUUCGAACAGAAAUAUGCAAAACUGCGCUCUGAUCUUUUGUCUGCAGUCUUAUAUCAUUCGUUUGCAGAUAUUUAUGCAAAAAUUUGCUCUUUCCAAGAUAAAAAAUAAAAACUUGUAAAAAUGGUAAAUCUGUGAGAGUGCAGCUUUAAGGAAAACGUGUAAGGUCAUGUACAUGUAUAUGAAAUGCUGUGUUGUCAACAUUCAUACACUAAAGUCUUAUGAAAUACUUAGUAUCUAGUUGAUGGACCUUUUCUCCUUUGACUAAAUUGCUAAAAUGUUGUAAAAAAAAAGUCAUUAAUUUUUAUUUAUGAAUGUCCAUUUUAUAAACAUUUCAGCAUCCAAUAAGAUGACAAAUUUCACAACCAGUUGGCUUAAAAUAUUGCAAAAUAGCAGAGAUCUCAAACUAUGAAAUAAUUCUACUCUUUUAUAUACCGUAGUUGCGUAGCUCACCUGAGUCCCAAGUUAUUUUGGCCCUGGACCGAUGUUAUUACUUCAAUAUACAUUUGUAUGUGAAAUACGCAGACAAAUCUCUAAACACAAAAACCAUAGCGUUAUUGUUUCAAUUCUGGAUUAAUUGUUUAAAUCAUUGCUUCUGUAUGAUCUUAGUAGGAAUAUGAUCUUGUUUAUUUGUCUUAAACAGAAUUUUUUUAAACCAUUAAGUUUGAUAAGUUUUUGUUUAAGGGACAUUGUUAUAUUAAUGGAAUAGUUUUUUUUAUGUUUUAUAGAGAGUUUUAUGUAUACAGUGUGCAAUAUUAUUUAUACAGACUUUGAUAUAAUCUUAUAAUAAAUACACAUGAAUUAGUUAUUAUUGCUAUUUAAAGAAAUUGAUAUAAAACUGCAUGUAUCAAGUAAAAUUUAUUGGAAAAUAGGCACAUUGCUUUAUCAUGUUUGUAGCUUUUGGCCAAAACCAUUGCAAACAUAAAAACAUGAUCGAAAGAGUGUAACAGCGUAAACAUUUGACCGGAACUAGGAUGAUACGGCUUUGUAAUUUCAGUAAAGCAGAAACACCUCUGGUAAAGCUAGACUGUGUAUGAUUUAGACCGAUUGUACCAUUUACAGUUAAAGUUUUUUUGCAUAAAAACAAUGUAUACAUAUUUUAUAUUUAUAAUGAACAAUUCAUAUAUGAAGUACACAGCAUUUUUUCAUGACUAAUAACCUAUUAGCAUAGACUCAGUCAUAAUAUUUAUGGUAUCUUGUCUUUGUUGAACACAUAAGCUGCAAACCAUUCGUAAAGCUUUGGAAUGUCAUAAAUGUAUGGCACCGGUUGUAUAAGAAAAACACAUUAUUUAUGUAAAUUUUGAGUGACUUUCAAUAUAAAGAUGGAUGUGUUAUGUUACAUUGCACCAUGUCUAUUGUUGUGUAAACUAUGUACUGUAUGCCCAAGAUAAUAUCGACUAAAUUACUUGAUAACCAUUCAACAAAAUGAAAGUCGGCAUAAUACAGUCAUUUUGCCAUCCUUUUUUUUUUCUCUUCUAAUUUGCUUUUUUGAACUAAUACAAUAAGUGUUUGAAAUAACCAGAUUAUCGUGGGCAGUCAGUUUAUAUUUCGUAAGUGAUUACAUAUUAACUAUUCAAACUACUGUUUAAGAUGCUAUCCUUAAUUAUAUAAAAGUUUGAUGUAUUGUAAGAUGUUAUGUUAUGUUGUAAUUUAUAAUCUGUGAUAGUUUGUCCGUCUAUUUUGUUUUCAUGAGUUUAAACUACAACAACAUUAAGUCUAUUGCGGGCGAGUCUAGAGAAAAGGAGAGAAUCAGAACUUACUCUCAACAUAUUAUUUCAUUAAAAAUAUUGUCACACUGUAAAUUAAGAUAUAUAUAUAUUUCUUAUCUACAUGUAUGAAUUUCCCCCCAAAUCACUUUUUAUUGGCUACUCGAAAAUCAGAUCCAUUUAAUAAUUUUGAAGUUAUAAAAAAUCUCAUUUUAGUGACGGGAAGCCGGAAUGUUGAGAUUGUCCAUUAACUUCUGGCUCCAAUUUCUCAGACCAUCUUAAGUCCCUUAUUACAGGGAUUAACCCUUUACUUCAUGUAAACCUAAGCCAUUUCAGGCUGCCAGUUCAUGGCUUAUCAGUUCAUAUCAGUACCCCUACUUCAUAGGAGAUUAUUGAUAUUAUUGGAAUUUUAACCCUAAUGUAUUACAAACCUAUUUUCUUAGUAUUUCUUUUGGUUUAAUCAAUAAGUCAUCAAUGUAAAGUUUAUAGAGAAUUAAAUUUCCAAUCCAGUCAUAUAAAUUUUAUUUUGUUAUCUAAAUUAUUUCCGCAUGAUAUUCAUAAACAAACAGAAAAAUAUGUCAAAUUUGAUGAAAAUUAAUUUUUAUUACACUUUUAUUUAUCAAACACAACACGAAAUAUUAUAUAAACAACAUAUUUUUAUAAUUCAUUUAAUGCAACCUGAAUUGAAACAAAGAUGGACAGAAUUAAAAAAUAGUUCACAACAAAGAAGCACGGUAUAUUUAUAUAUAUGAUACAGAAGAAAAAAAAAGUUGAUCAACAGUCACAGUACGUAUAACUUUCGGUUAUUUAACACUACAAUGAACAAAUAAAGUUAUUAUUCAACUACUAAAUGAGGCCUGCAUGUUAUUGUUUACUAAAUUUAUAUCGUUUAUUGCAUGUCCAUGUAUUGUCAUUUGGGUUUGAUUUUAAAAAUCCUCAUUUCUCGUAUCCUUGUGUGCGUGACGCCGAGGUCUGAAUUCUCGACGUCGUACUCAAUGUCUCAAACUCAUUUUAAUUGAAGCCAGACUGUUCCGAUUCGUCAGACAAACACUGAAAUAUAAAUGACAUUAUUCAGGAAUGUUGUUUAAAACUGAAGUUAACAAGGGCAGAAAUUAGCUCUACAUUGCAUUCUUGUGUAUUCGAAAACACGUGUUUCAACAGCUGAUCGAUGUUAAAUUGGGUCAUGUCAAAGUUUAACAAUAGGGAUAGUCAUUAUUUUAUAACACAUUUGUACUUACUUUCAAUUUGUAGAAGCAGAUGCGCAUUUUUAUGACCGGAUUAGCGAAACAGAAGUGACACAUAUGUCCCAUAUAAUGAUUUAUGGCCUUUGUUUAUACAAGCCAGAUGAUUUUUUGUUUAUCCAACAUGGCCGACAUUUUGACACGUUUUCGAACCAUGACCUGUGACGUCAGGCGCGUGAUCAAUAAAAUAUAGUUGUAUUAUUGGUAGUUAAUUAUAACUUGCAGUAUUGUGUAAAUUUCCACGAGGAAAACGAGACAGAAAUGCCCACAAACCUGCGCAGUCAACGUUUUACGCAUCUUUGAUACCAGUGACCUUAUUUCGCGAUUUUCCGAAAUUCUUUAAAUAGUAACAUAGUGUUUUUUUUAGUGCAUUGUAUUUAUCGAUGUUUAUACUUCAUGAAUAUGAAUUUAUAGCGCAUAAACAAGCAUCAGGUAUGAAAAUAAAUGCCCCUACAUUACGAAUACGUAGGAUUACGUAUCUAUGAAGCUAUGGAUAAAACGUUAAGAUCCGUAUCUAUGAAGCUAUGGAUAGAUAAGUAAAAUUGCGUAUCUAUGAAGUAAAGGGUUAAGCUAACUUAUCAACAUAUUUUGUAAUUGAAAUCAUUUGUUUAAUAUUCUCCAUUUGAAGAGUAUUUGAUACUUUUAAAGGAAAAUAACCUUAUGAUAGUCAUUAUUGACAGCCUAUUAUGUUGUAAAUUCAAGAUGAAGUAGGUUAUUUGGCUAAAAAAAAUUACUUAAGCUUGUGUUGGUUAAGAUUUUUUGAGGAAUUCGGGCCUUCUGUACUUGAAUGUGCUUUAUAUUUACAAUUGUUACAUGAUGUUUCCAUGAUUGUUAACAAAAAAACCACUUGCUGUUUUUAACAGUGAACAUUCCUGUGCUAAAUAAACAGCAUUAUCAACA